GGCCCUAUAAACCAUAAAACAUAAUUUAAAAUAUCAUUACCAAAAUUACCCUUCUUUCUCUUCCAAGACCCAGCUGAUUAUACCCUUCUUCUCUUUCUAAGCCACGAUUCUAUCAUCAGGCUGCGGCGUCUCCGUCGUCUUUCAAAGAUUCCGAGCCAUGGCUCGUUUCCGUAACAGAAAGAAGAAGGUUUUCGUGAAGCCAAUUGUGAAAAAGCAGCAGCAGCAACCGAAUGUGGACCAUAUUACAGGGAAUAAAAUCCCAAAGAGUUUUGUGUUUUCUAGAGGGAAGCUGCCUGGUCCUCUUAGGCAAAUUCAAAUGGAUUUGAGAAAGUUGAUGCUUCCUUACACUGCUCUCAAACUCAAGGAGAAGAAGAGGAACAAUCUGAAAGACUUUUUGAAUGUUGCAGGGCCAAUGGGUGUAACCCACUUCCUCAUUUUAUCAAAAACUGAAACUUCACCUUUCUUGCGGGUUGCAAAGACACCUCAAGGCCCUACUCUUACAUUUAAAAUACAUGAGUAUUCAUUGGCUGUUGAUAUUGCACAAUCUCAAUUGCGCCCUAGAUGUCCUCAGGAUCUUUUCAAAAAUUCUCCCUUGAUUGUUCUGUCUGGCUUCGCAGCAGGAGAUGAACAUUUAAAGCUCACGACUACCAUGUUCAAGAACAUCUUUCCAGAUAUUGAUAUCAACACUGUUAAACUUUCUUCGUGCCAGAGGAUUGUGUUACUAAAUUACAAUAAAAACACAAAACUUAUUGAUUUUCGACAUUACUCUAUCAGACUACAGCCUGUUGGUGUCUCCCGUAGAAUCAGAAAAUUUGUGCAGAACCAUCAAGUACCUGAUCUUAGGAAUCUUCAAGAUGUUAGCGACUUUGUCACUAAAGCUGGUUAUGGAUCAGAAAGUGAAGCAGAUGAGGAAGCUGCAACAGUUACUCUGACUAGUGAUCUGAGUCGAGUUAAUCGUGCAUCUACCAAAAGUGCUGUCAAGCUUCAAGAAAUUGGACCUAGAAUGACUCUCCAGCUCAUCAAGAUUGAGGGUGGACUAUGUUCUGGUGAAGUUAUGUUCAGUGAAUAUGGAAACGGUGGCAAUAAGAAAAAGCCAAGCAAUCGGGAAGGUAAUGAAGCGGAAGAUGGUGAGAAUGAUAACGAAAUGGAAGAUAGUGAUGAAGACAAUGAAGGGGUGGAUAAUGAGGAGGAUAUUGAAGAAAGUGAGGAAGAUGAAGAAGACUAAUAUUUCAACAAAAUGGAAGGGUACAACUUCCAUUACAAUUAUAAUUAGUCAUGUUCUUUACACGGGAAAGGUGCUUACCUAAAGUGAGAGAGAGAGAGCCUCCAUCAUUAGAUGAUCUGAUCAGCUGUCAUGGCAGUUAGCCUUUUAUUUUCCGUUGUUCUUUUCCUCUUUGAUUGUUGCUUACAUUCGUUGUAGAAGAUCCGUUGAUUUUGAUAUGAGAAGAGAAAUCCAAUUGGUGUCAAUAUGUUUAAUUUCUCUUGGAUAAGUGGGAAGAGUUA
Messenger RNA from Durio zibethinus, 1503 nucleotides. Its product is annotated as peter Pan-like protein. NCBI's taxonomy places the organism in Eukaryota, Viridiplantae, Streptophyta, Magnoliopsida, Malvales, Malvaceae. Gene Ontology annotation, biological process: rRNA processing; ribosomal large subunit assembly. Gene Ontology annotation, molecular function: rRNA binding. The record is from RefSeq and is a predicted model, not a curated record. Gene Ontology annotation, cellular component: preribosome, large subunit precursor.